AUCUGCUUGAUGAUGAAGAUCCCGGUACUCAGGGGACCUGAUGGGGAGGGUAAAGGGUUUUGAAGAGAGGUGUUGCUCUACUGUCUUGCACCAAUGCAAUCACGACCGUUGCUCGCCACUGAAGCCAGCAGCGCUCACAAACGCUCUCCCUGUCUCUUUCCCUCGCUCUCUCACUCCUCCACACACACUUCCUCUCUCACUCUCCGAUACACGCACACACAGACUCGCACACGAGCUUCUUCUCUCACUUCACUGCUCACUGACUCGUUCGCCCUCCCUCAGUCGUCACUGUGUAACGGUACGGACACACUCGGCUUUGCUACGGCUCCUGUGUAAUUCUCCAGCUAUUCCAAAGCUGCUCUCUCAGUACCUCGCGUAGUGCGUUCACUCAUAAGCAUCUGUUCUGAUCCAGCGUGGGCUCAAAGUGUACACAGAGAGCGGGAUAAUGAAAGAAAGGCACCAAGGAGGAAGGCAGGGUGAGAGAGGGAAUUAAAAGGAGGAGAAGGAUAGAGCUUGCUCUUGCAUAAAGGUGGGAGGACAGUUUGAUUCAGUGAGAAUUUGGAUUAAGCUGGCUACGACUCCGCUCUAAAGUUACCACUAAAGGUGAUGAGCUCCACAAAUCUCUAAGAGGGAUCCUGACAGACCCGGGAGAGCCACCCAUUUUCCAUACACGCCAUCGCAAAUUGUUUCACUGUGGCUCAGUUCUCGUCACUGGACUUUAACUUGGGGACCUGAACCGCACAGAUCGCCAAUGCUAACAAGGAACUGCCUGCUGCUGUUCCUGUGGAUUCUUGUCGACGAGGGUUCGGUCUCUUAUUUACGUCCACCUUUACCGCCACUGGGACGGAGCAGGACGGGGAGGGAGCACACCAGGAGCUUGGUGGGCCCAAUGAGGAAUGGGGCAGCUGGAUUUCAGCGGGUCAAAAGGGGCUGGGUGUGGAACCAGUUCUUUGUACUGGAGGAGUACAUGGGGUCAGAUCCGCAGUACGUGGGCAAGCUACACACUGACCUCGAUAAGGGGGACAGUGCAGUGAAGUACACUCUCUCAGGAGAAGGGGCUGGCUCCAUUUUCACAAUUGACCAAACAACGGGGGACAUCCAUGCCUUAAGAAGUCUUGAUAGGGAGGAGAAGCCUUACUACACCCUGCGCGCCCAGGCUGUUGACAUCAACACCAAUAGGCCCCUAGAACCUGAAUCAGAAUUUGUAAUCAAGGUCCAAGAUAUCAACGACAAUGAGCCAAAGUUCCUGGAAGGACCAUAUACAGCCAGUGUUCCUGAGAUGUCACCAGUAGGGACAUAUGUGACGCAAGUAACGGCCACAGAUGCAGAUGACCCUACCUAUGGAAACAGUGCCAGAGUGGUGUAUAGCAUCCUCCAUGGGCAACCCUAUUUCUCUGUUGAUCCCAAAACAGGGGUUAUAAAGACAGCUUUGCCCAAUAUGGACAGAGAGGUGAAGGAACAGUACCAGGUAUUAAUCCAGGCCAAGGACAUGGGGGGCCAGCUUGGGGGGCUGGCUGGGACCACCACCAUCAACAUCACCCUCAGCGAUGUCAACGACAACCCACCCAGGUUCUCUAAAAGUUUCUUUCACUUAAGAGUUCCUGAAUCGUCUGCAGUGGGCUCUGCUGUGGGGAGAAUCAAAGCCCAUGACCUGGACAUCGGAAAAAAUGCAGAAGUGGAGUACACAAUUGUGCCGGGCGAUGGAGGCGCCAUGUUUGAUAUCACUACCAAUGAACACAACCAGGAGGGGAUCAUCAUUCUCAGAAAGCCGCUGGACUAUGAAACAAAGAAGGCAUAUACCUUUAAGGUAGAUGCUUCCAACGCUCACCUGGAUCCAAGAUUUCAGAGCUCUGGGGCCUUCAAAGACACAGCAACAGUGAAGAUUAACGUUUUGGAUGUGGAUGAGCCUCCGGUGUUCAAUAAGCCCUCCUAUGUGAUGGAUGUGUAUGAGGACACACCUGCGGGGACCAUCAUCGGAGCAGUGACUGCACAGGAUUUGGAUGCCAGCAGCAGUCCAGUCAGGUAUUCCAUUGACUGGAAGACCGACUUGGACAGCUACUUUGACAUUGAUCCAGUGGAGGGAACGAUUUCCACAAACGAACUUCUUGACAGAGAAAACAUCGCCCAACACAAUAUCUCCAUAGUAGCGACAAAACUCAAUAGUCCAGUUCUGACCAGUCGAGUAGCCGUCACUGUCCAAGUGCUGGACAUCAACGAGUUCCCCCCUGAGCUCGCCAGUCCUUAUGAGACCUUUGUGUGUGAAAAUGCUAAACCACGACAGGUGAUACAAUCUUUCAGUGCAAAAGACCAGGACUUACCAAGCGCUGGACAACAGUUCUCCUUCAGAUCACCAAAAGAAGAUCUGAAAAACAGGAAUUUUACCAUCCUAGACUUUGGAAAUAACACAGCUGGAAUCGUGACAAAGCGGAGUGGCUUUCGAAGACGUUUACAGGAGAUCUACUUCCUCCCUGUGGUUAUUGAAGAUAAUGGCUACCCACCCAAAAGCAGCACGGGCACAUUGACCAUCCGUGUAUGCGGCUGUGAAUCGGACGGUUCACUGUUAACUUGCAGUGCAGAGGCCAUCUUUCUUCCUGUGGGUCUAAGCACAGGAGCGCUGAUUGCUAUACUUCUAUGUAUCAUCAUCCUGCUGGUUAUUGUAGUCCUCUACGUGGGAUUGAGACGGCAGAAGAAGAAGGAGACCCUUAUGUCAUCCAAAGAGGACAUCCGGGAUAAUGUGAUUCACUACGAUGAUGAAGGAGGGGGAGAAGAGGACACGCACGCGUUUGACAUGGGGACACUUCGCAAUCCCAAGGUUGUCAAAGACAACCUGUUCCGCAGGGAUGUCAAGCCUGAGAUGAAAAGAGGUCCCAGGCCGCCUGUCUCUCAGGACAGCGCAGAUAUCCGAGACUUCAUCAACCAGCGUCUGAAAGAGCAUGACACGGACAACUCAGCCCCGCCCUACGAUUCCUUAGCGACAUACGCUUACGAAGGAGAUGGCUCUGUAGCUGAGUCGCUAAGCUCCAUUGAGUCCCUCGCAAUAGACCUCGAGGAGGACUAUGAUUACCUCACUGACUGGGGGCCCCGCUUUAAGACACUGGCAGGGAUUUUCGGGGAACAGUCAGAAACUCAGUCGAACUCAGCAACCACAGAGAACACACAUUGAUGUUGUUCACAGACUCAAAAAGCAAAUAUGUAACAAUAUUCUUUUUGUUGGCUCAAAUGUUUCACCAUUACUUUCUUCCCAUGUUAUCCAUUUUUAAUGUUUUGGGUUUUUUUCAGCUCACUGUUUUCUAUUUCAUUGGUGCUUUACCAUGCUCAGUCCCAAAACUGUCAAAAAAAAAAAAUUAAAAAAAAGAAAAGAACAUAUGAUAACAUAAGUAGAUGAGCUAAGCAGUCAUUCAAUUUCCUUUCGGCUGAAUAUAGUUUCUUGUCUUACAUUUUAUUUCCUCUCGGGGAUCACGCAUACGCACGGAAAUGUUGCCGUUUCCAACAACAUCCUUUAAAGUGCCUCAAUAUAAUUGUUCUUUCACUUGCUAUUUCAUGCCACAUGUCCGGUGAUGUUCUUUUGAGCCCCAUAGAUAAAUUCAGUCAGCACUGUGCUCUGACUGGCAGAAGCAUCUACCAACACCAAUGUAACUCUGUGGGGACAAUGACGUGGCCCAAGUUUGGCCAAAGAUGUUUUGAAUGUUAUUUAUUGUUCUAUUUAUUUAUUGGCUGAUUGAGUUUGAUUAGAUUUUUGUGUAUUUAUCUAUUUAUCUCUCAGUCAUCAAUCUGUAUUUUUAUUUUUGGAGACACUUGAGGAUUUUGUAAUUAAUCGAGGCCCACUUGAAAAUGUAUGUUUCUAUUAGGUGGGUUCUGUGAAUAGACUUGUACUAGAGUUGUAAAAAAAAAAAAAAGAGAGCGAGAAAUUAGGGCUAAAUACUACAGUUGAGUCAUGUAAGCACUGUUUUGUUAAAUAAACCACACUUGGAUAGAA
Oreochromis niloticus (Nile tilapia) is the source of this 3976-nucleotide messenger RNA. Its product is annotated as cadherin-12. Lineage: Eukaryota; Metazoa; Chordata; Actinopteri; Cichliformes; Cichlidae. The transcript is spliced from 12 exons. The record is from RefSeq and is a predicted model, not a curated record. The coding region runs from base 752 to 3163 and encodes 803 amino acids. Gene Ontology annotation, molecular function: cadherin binding; calcium ion binding; beta-catenin binding. Gene Ontology annotation, cellular component: catenin complex; plasma membrane; adherens junction. Gene Ontology annotation, biological process: calcium-dependent cell-cell adhesion; cell morphogenesis; multicellular organism development.